AUGUCGAAUCCCACAGAGAACAAUGAGGCGCCACCAGUGUCUCUCAAAGAGAUGAAGAAGUUUGAAAAGUGGACCAAAUCAUUGCAAUACAUUACUGGACUCGGCAUGACAGAAGCAGAAAAGCAAGAGUUUAAGAAACGUCUUGAUGUUGACCUGGAGGAAUACCAGUGCAAUCAGUGUGAAAUCUGGAGAGACAACUUGCUAAAGAACAGCCCUCCUGUGAGGUUCAUGGUAGACCAGCUCAAGAAACUGGACAAAAACAUGACAAAGGAGGAUUUCCAAUGCAUGCCGUGUGAUGAGACGAAAUCAGGUGGAUUCUCGCCUGUACAUGGCAUCCUGCUAUGCCAGAACAGACUUGGUACAAAGACCAUGGAGGAGCAUACCAUGGUUCAUGAGAUGGUGCACAUGUACGAUCAUCAUAAAUUCAAUGUAGACUGGAAUAAUUUGAAACAUCAAGCUUGCAGUGAGGUUCGAGCAGCCAGUUUAAGUGGAGAUUGUCGUUGGACACGAGAGAUCCAAAGAGGCUUCUUUACAUUCACCAAGCAACAUCAAGCCUGCGUCAAAAGAAGAGCCAUUAUCUCUGUCACUCAAAAUCCCAACUGCAAAGACAAGGAGGAAGCUGAGCGCGCAGUAUCCAGUGUGUUUGAAAGCUGUUUUGCUGAUACAAGACCUUUUGAUGAGAUUUAUUAA
Messenger RNA from Mucor velutinosus, 690 nucleotides. RefSeq lists its product as uncharacterized. The transcript has 2 exons. The record is from RefSeq and is a predicted model, not a curated record. Gene Ontology annotation, biological process: mitochondrial proton-transporting ATP synthase complex assembly; mitochondrial protein processing. Gene Ontology annotation, molecular function: metalloendopeptidase activity. NCBI's taxonomy places the organism in Eukaryota, Fungi, Mucoromycota, Mucoromycetes, Mucorales, Mucoraceae. Bases 1 to 690 code for a protein of 229 amino acids.